Molecule: messenger RNA, 850 nt
Organism: Macrosteles quadrilineatus (aster leafhopper)
Lineage: Eukaryota; Metazoa; Arthropoda; Insecta; Hemiptera; Cicadellidae
Exons: 2
Coding region: 50-751 (233 amino acids)
Source: RefSeq, a predicted model, not a curated record
AUCACCUGUGUCACACGUUUCUCCGAGUGUCACGGCUUCAGUUCACAAGAUGUUGACGUAUUUGCUAGUACCACUGUCAUUGGCAGUCGUUGUUUCAUCGAACACAAUUAAUGUUAAGAGUCUCCAAAGAUCAGAUGAACCUGAAGCAAAUGGAUCUUUCGACUUCAAUUACAGCAACGAUAAAACGGAAAAAGCGGCUGAGACAUUAUUGAAAUUCUACACCGACGCAGAAUCAGACACAUCCAAAUUUGGUACUAAAUUAAAAACCUCCAACGAAGCUACUAAACUACUGAAACGAUACAAUGAUGCCGUUAGUUCGGCUGGAACGAGUUGCAAAUUUGCGCAGGAAAAUAAAAACAAAUUCAACGGUGCUCAGGAAAAUAUCGAAGACAUUGUAGAACUUUGUUUAAGAACCAUUCCUAAAGAUGAUUUUGAUGCGUUGAAGAAGGCCGUUAAAGAAGAUUUGGCUAAGAUUCAAGCCAUUGAUAGUACACUUAGAUUAAACGCACAGCUUUGUACUUCUCUGCGAGUUCCUCCAUCUGAAGCUUGUAAGAACACUGAGAAACUUGCUUUGGAUAAACUGAGUAGUGUUUUGACUGAAAAGGAACUAAGUAGACUGACCGACCUCAGCGAACAAGCGUCCGAAGGAGCUGAAGACAGCGUGGAACAAUGUGUUCAGAGUAGUCUUCAGUCAUUGGUGGACAAUUUGGAAGAGUCAAUUAAAUCUGUCUUGGACUGUCGUAGUGACUAGUUUGUAAAAUACUUUGUAAUUUAACUUUACCAAUUUUAAACUGUAUUCCAGGAUAAUUUGACAUAGCACAAAUAACUUAAAUAAACAUGUGUGUAUGUA